Meleagris gallopavo (turkey) is the source of this 2224-nucleotide messenger RNA. Lineage: Eukaryota; Metazoa; Chordata; Aves; Galliformes; Phasianidae. The record is from RefSeq and is a predicted model, not a curated record.
GUGCCCCAUAUAAACCCACCUGGGCAGCACCCAGAAGGCUUGUGGUGGCUGGGAGAGAUGGGGCUGCUUGUGGGGCAGCUGUGCUCUGACACUUUGAGGAUGAGGCUGCUGCUGCUCCUUUUGUUUGGUUUUUUGCUGUUCUUGGCCCCUAGUGCCUUAGGGGACUGGGACCUCUCAGAGAGCAUGACCUGCCUGCAGGACAGGCUGGAGCUGGAACUUCCCAGAGAGCUUGGCAAUUACACGUGGCAUGUGCAUGCAGUGGAUGUGAGCGGAGAAGAGAUGAUGUCCUGUGAGCACACUGUGGAUUAUGAGAAGCUGCUGCUCAGUGCCCUGCUGGUGAACUGCACUAGCUUGGAGCACGGACAGUACCAGCUGAGGCUGCUCCUGCUGCUGAACGACACCGUGGGAGAGGAGAGGAACGUCACCUACAGCGCUCAGUGCGGCGCUGCCCGCGGAGAUGAAAUCAUCGCUCCUCUCUUUGUUGGUGCAACGAACUGCACAAAGGAUUCCAUGGCAGUUACUUUCCCAGGACCAAGUCUCGGUGAUGAGCACCCGGUUCAGGCAGCUGCGUUGGCCGGGACUCUGACAAUUGAUGAUGGAAUCAGGGUGCACCAGCUGAGCCUCGAGGAAGCCAUGCAGCAUGGCUACAGCUUUCUGGUUGAUGGACACCACCUGGUAUUCCAGGCAGCCUUCACUGCCACUGGAGUUGUCUUCUACAAGCACAACCACAAGGUGCUCUACACUGCGGCACUGAAGCUCACGUAUGGCCCUCCUGAACGCAGACUGACUGUGGAGUCAAGAAUGCUUUGUGCUCCAGGUCCGGUGCUUUGUAACACAACACACAUGACUGUUGCCAUCCCGGCCUUCCCAGGGACCCUUAUGGCUGUGGCUGUAGAGGAUGAGACCAUCCCAAUGGACCAGCUCCAGGACAAAGGCAUUACUCUCAACACAACAGGAGGAGUCAACCUGCUUGUCAGCAGGGGAGUCCUGAAGUCUGCACUAUAUGGGGAGAGCUGCCCCGGAGUUCAGUCCUACCUGUCCUCUUUGAAACUGACUUUUCAUUUCCACGGGGAGACUGUGGCAAUGGUGAUGCACCCGGAGUGCCCCUGUGACCAGCACACACCAAUAGCUGCUGUAUGCACCCAGGAUGGGUACAUGGAUUUUGAAGUCCUUGCUGGCAGUACUACACCUCCACUAGCCCUGGACACACUCAGGCUCAGAGAUCCCAUGUGCGAACCUGCCUCCAGGUCCCCCUUGAAUGACAGGGCCUGGUUUCAUGUCCCACUGAGCGGGUGUGGGACCAGGUACUGGUUUGAAGGAGAGAAGAUAAUGUAUGAGAACGAGGUGAGAGCGCUGCGCUCUGACCGUGUGCUGCACAGGAUCUCAAGGGACAGUGAGUUCAGGUUAACAGUGCUAUGCUCCUUCAGCAAUGGUGAUGCCUCUGUCUCUGUAAGGGUUGACAACCCUCCCCCCCUGGCUGCUUCCAUGAACCAAGGCCCCCUCUCUUUAAUUCUUCUAAGCUACCCAGAGGACUCAUACAGGCAGCCGUACCGUGACGACCAGUACCCCAUAGUGAGGUACCUACAGCAGCCCAUCUUCAUGGAAGUGCAGGUCCUGAACCGCAACGACCCCAGCCUCCAUCUCCAGCUGGAUGACUGUUGGGCAACAGCAUCAGAAGAUCCGAGCUCGCUUCCGCAGUGGAAUAUUGUCGUUGAUGGGUGUGAGUAUGACCAGGACAGCUACAGGACUGUGUUCCAUCCUGUGGGCCGCGGUGCCAGCUACCCCAACUAUCGCCAAAGGCUGGAAGUGAAGGCUUUUGCUUUUGUGUCUGACAAAGCCCUCCCCGGCCUAGUGUACUUCCACUGCAGCGUCCUCCUCUGUAACCGUGUCCAGCCGGACUCCCCUCUGUGCACAGCCAGGUGCCCCAGGCCGCCUAGAAGCAAGCGAGGCAGCGGGAUGCCGGGCGCCAGCCCCACGGUGAGCCUGCAGGGUCCUGUGCUCCUGGUGCCCCACGGAUGGGCGGCGGCGCGAGGGGAUGCUCUGCUGAGCCGGGCGGCUUGGGCUGCGGUGACUGCGGCUGCUGUUGGUGUUCUCUCUCUGGUGGCCGCGAUGCUGUUAUCUAUGGCUCUUCUUAAGUGCCUGAAAAGAAGAGCCUUGAUGGUAAAUGUGGAAUAUUAAUGCAUUUGUUAACAAACUUGGAUUAAAAAUGUGGCUUUUCAGGUAA